This is a messenger RNA of Pristis pectinata (smalltooth sawfish), 2891 nucleotides long. RefSeq names its product pre-B-cell leukemia transcription factor 4 (gene pbx4). The coding region runs from base 371 to 1651 and encodes 426 amino acids. The record is from RefSeq and is a predicted model, not a curated record. Lineage: Eukaryota; Metazoa; Chordata; Chondrichthyes; Rhinopristiformes; Pristidae. The transcript is spliced from 10 exons. Gene Ontology annotation, biological process: regulation of transcription by RNA polymerase II; brain development; animal organ morphogenesis. Gene Ontology annotation, molecular function: RNA polymerase II cis-regulatory region sequence-specific DNA binding; DNA-binding transcription factor activity, RNA polymerase II-specific. Gene Ontology annotation, cellular component: nucleus.
GGGCGGGACGGCAGGGUCUCGCUUGAGCGCAUUUUUUUUCCUCCGGCUCCCGCCGUCAAAACAAUCGCGGGCGCUGGAGCUGCGGCGGCGGCGGUUACAAUUCAAACUGCUCCAACGUUCGGCCGGCUUGCGCCUGCGAGCCGCUGGGGCCAGUCAGUCGGACCGGCCGCCCGUUCCUUUCGGUCUGCGGCGGGAUCUGUGGAUUUAAGGCUACGUGCAGAAGAAGGAAGCGAACCAGUGACACUUGGCGCGGGUGCUGGGGUCUGUGUGCGCUCGGGGGAGGCGAUUUGUUUGGGAUUAGCCCUCCCCUCCAGCCGCGGCCGGCCGGCCUCUGGCUCUCUUUGUGUGUGUGUGUGGGGGCCGGUGUGUGAUGGAGGACCAGUCCCGGCUGCUGCAGCCUCACCCCGGGGUGGCUCUGGCGGUGCACUCGCUGCCCCCUCACUCUCAGGCGGACGGCGGCGACCCCGAGGGACGGAAGCAGGACAUCGGCGACAUCCUGCAGCAGAUCAUGACCAUCACUGACCAGAGCCUGGACGAGGCGCAGGCCAGGAAACAUGCGUUAAACUGUCACAGGAUGAAACCAGCUCUCUUCAGCGUUUUGUGCGAGAUCAAAGAAAAAACAGUGCUGAGUAUUCGGGGUGUCCAAGAAGAGGAGCCUCCAGAUCCACAGUUGAUGAGACUGGAUAACAUGUUGUUGGCAGAAGGAGUGUCUGGUCCUGAGAAGGGUGGCGGCUCAGCCGCAGCAGCAGCAGCGGCGGCGGCAUCUGGUGGAUCACCCAAUGACAAUUCUAUCGAGCACUCUGACUACAGAGCCAAACUUGCACAAAUACGACAGAUUUACCACUCAGAGCUGGAGAAAUAUGAGCAGGCAUGCAGUGAGUUCACCACACACGUCAUGAACUUGCUUCGUGAACAAAGUCGGACCAGACCCAUUUCACCAAAGGAGAUUGAGCGCAUGGUUUCUAUUAUCCACCGCAAAUUCAGCUCCAUUCAGAUGCAACUAAAGCAGAGUACUUGUGAAGCAGUGAUGAUCCUGCGAUCUCGAUUCCUUGAUGCAAGGCGAAAACGACGUAACUUCAGCAAACAGGCUACAGAAGUCCUGAACGAGUAUUUCUACUCUCACCUGAGUAAUCCCUACCCUAGUGAGGAAGCCAAAGAGGAACUGGCAAAGAAAUGUGGUAUCACAGUGUCACAGGUGUCGAAUUGGUUUGGUAAUAAACGAAUCAGGUAUAAGAAGAACAUCGGAAAAUUCCAGGAGGAGGCCAAUCUUUAUGCAGCCAAAACGGCAGCAGAUGCCACAACUGUGGUUGCCCAGCAAGGGAGUCAAGCAAAUUCACCUUCCACGCCCAAUUCAGGUUCUUCUGGUUCUUUUAACAUGCCAAACUCUGGAGACUUAUUCAUGAACAUGCAGUCACUGAAUGGGGAUUCUUACCAGGGUUCUCAAGUUGGAGCUAACGUACAGUCACAGGUGGAUUCCCUGCGUCAUGUUAUACACCAGACAGGCGGAUACAGUGAUGAUAUGACAGGAAGCCAGAUGUACACCCCCACGGCUCUGAAUGUUAAUGGCAGCUGGCAGGAUGCUCCUACCCCAUCUUCUGUGACUUCUCCCACUGGAGGACCUGGCAGUGUCAACUCAGAUACCUCUAACUGAUGAGUUGUCAGUGGUCAUCUACUGCCCAUUGGUUUUCUCUUCACUAGGCCCAUUGGAUGAGAAGAACGUGAUUCCAACCUGAUAUCAUUAGAAGGGUCUUUAGGAUACUUUCUUGGGUAGAAGCUCCCUGCCACCUAUAUGUAAAUAUAGUAUGACAAAAAAAGGUAUUUAUACAUUUUUCACACAAUUGAGUGCAGCCAAUUACCUCACUGUAAAACCCUUUUGAAACCAAUAGAGGAAUGCUUCCUGUUUAGGUUACAGUGCUACACCACUACCUCUCAGCAAUACACAUUAGACAUUCUCAUAUUUUAGUCACCAUGUUACAUUUGUGAGUUUUAACCUAUCUGUUCCCCUCAUUCUCUGUGUUGCAAUGUAUGUUUUAAUUCAGCUUCACAGGUCAGUUGUAUUAGGAAAAUAUUAUUUUAAGUCUGAUGCAUGAAAAUAAAACCCAACUUAUUACUGCUUUUCAAAAUUCCUGCUCCUAAUGAGCAGCUGUUUAGCUGUGUUUUUAUAUAGGUUGAAGUGACUGCAGAAACGGACAUUGAACCCUACACUGACCAUGUGAUUGUGUUAGGGCAUGCAGGUCUAAUAAACUAAUGCAGACUGACUUUUUGUUUUCUAUUGACGUGUUAGUCUUAGUGUCUGACUAGAAAUUAGUACUAGAUUUAAGAGAUCAGCUCAGAAUCCGGCUAGAAAACAAAAUAUUUCUCAGGGCUGACCUUGGAUCAUUUCAUCUUCAAGCUUGGCAAAAGUGAGAUAAAGGAUAGUUCACCAGUAGCACCAAUGUGUUUCAGUAACAUGAACUAACACAUAAUCCCAGCCAAACGAAAUGCUGUGUUAUAAGGAAACCAUUGUGCAAAAUAAUUUAAGGAUUGACCUCAGUUGCUGUGUGGAAAGUCUCUGUUGGUCACCGGACUGACUUAAACCUAGUCUGCACUUGCCUGUGUGAUAAUGUUGAAGCAGUGAGGUAACUUUGUGCCUGCUGACAGCGGUUACUGUUCUGCACAGUGUGAAUGUUAACAAUGGCCAAAGCCCUUUAUUAACGUUUUCUUAAAACUGAGAUUAACAAUGAAAAAUAAAAUAAUAAUGAAUUUUGUUACUUAUUGUGAUCUUAUGUACUCUGUAGUUCCGUUCCUUAGUUAUGCUUUAUAAAAAAUCCUGCUUUUCUGGAGCCCCAGUUGGCGCAGCCUUUUGGGCAGAUUCUUGUGUUUCAAAAUGGCAAACUUACCGAUUUGUUUCA